AUGGAGGGUAGCCCCAACCAUCUGAUAAAAUGGGGGACGUAUCGAGAAGGCGCCCGGUCCCAACUGCAGAAAUUUGAGUCUCUGUCACAGGAUGACAUCGCGUUAAUGAAAUCUUAUCAGGCUGUCCUUGACAAUGAUGAGACUUUCACCCAAUACUUCUCAGAUGAGCCACUUGAAAGUUACACUAUCGAGAAACGCCUGAGGGAAACCUUGGGAAUUCGUCCUCCCUCUUCAUCUGAGGCUGAGAAUGGUCCCUCUAUCAGCUGGGUCAACAUUUUCCAGUAUGGCAGUUUCGAAAAGGAAAGUGACGGCUCCUACUACUGUUACGAUGAAGGAAAUCGCGUUCAGAUUGAUGAGUCUCUACACAAAAGUAUCUUACUCAACCGGUGCUUCCUCCCAGCAAACUCCUACCUGUGGCCCACCCCCGCCGAUGCUGAAAGGGAGGCGAAAAUCACCUUGGCCAUCGAGGCAGAUGUCUUGGACGAACUCGACAAAAAGAUCAAGUACGUGGAGAAACUGAAGCGACUUCAGCUGUCACUGAAGAAACGCCGAAGUAAGCUUCAAUGCAUUCGAGGCCCUUUGAAAAGGUCUCGCACGCCGCAAACCCCCAGGUCACAGUACCCUACUCCAAACGAGUCAUGUCGCCCUACGGUAUCUGUCGAGACUCUUGAUACCCGUGCACGCAGUUCAUCGGAAAGCUCGGGUGUCUCAAGCGGAUCUGACAUCCCUUUCAACGCCCCUGGCGAUAUCUCCAAUCCAAUAUGUUAUGACACUGAUGAUUACGACGAUGAGACGGUUGAUGAUGAGACGAUUUACGGUCCAGGCCAACGGGAGCGUCUCCUCACAGAAAGCAACCAGACAACAUCUGAUAACGAAACAGGAGUGUCGGUAUCUGGACUUCUCGGCACCAAAAAGCUCGAGGUUGUAGUCCACAAGGAUGACACACAGAAGCCCAAGCAGUCCCAAAAAGACGGGCCAACGAAACACCAGGUCGAUGGCAACGAGGACCCGAUGCGACCGCCUUUGAAAAAGCAAAAGGCGCAUACUGCCUCGUCAUCGGCAGAUAUCGAGACCAUCGACCUUAGCCAAGAGCUGCCAAUGUGGAAAGAAAAGGUCGAUACGCCCAUUAGACCACAACGCAAAGCUUCCAGCACAGGAAAACGACGCGAUAGACACAAGAGAAUACGGAAUAACUUCACCGACUACGAGAAGGCGCAUGCCCCAGCCUGGUUCAAGAGCCAAGUAGACGCAGGAAAGCUCCCAGCCGAUGUUGAGAAAGCCUACGCCGAAAAGUUUGGUGUAUUUCACCGCUGGCUCACAAUCAGGCUUUGGGUCGACCGACUGGAUGAAAGAGCAGUUAAAGCAAAGCGCCCGAGCAAAAUCGUGGUAUUGAAAGUACAACUCCCGGCGCAUCUUCAAAUGGCCUUCAUGAAUGACAAUCCCUCCUAG
Molecule: messenger RNA, 1449 nt
Organism: Penicillium vulpinum
Lineage: Eukaryota; Fungi; Ascomycota; Eurotiomycetes; Eurotiales; Aspergillaceae
Exons: 2
Coding region: 1-1449 (482 amino acids)
Source: RefSeq, a predicted model, not a curated record